AUAACCAAAACGAGACAAAAACCGGUCUAUGAUUUUCGAGCAUUUUCUUGUCAAGAUUGUGGACAGUAUUGUUGACAAUAAUAGCAUCGUGCUAACUUUGGCGUGUCCACACUACGGGUUGGGCUGUGCUGCACCGACUGUUGUGAAGAAGCGACGGCUCCAUCAUCAUGAAAAUCGACGAGAUCAAAUACAGUUCGGCCAAGGCGCAGCGAGUUGCCGCCCAUUCUCAUAUUAAGGGAUUGGGUCUGGAUGAGCAAGGCAAUGUGAUUCCUCAAGCAGCCGGUCUCGUUGGACAGAAAAAUGCUAGGGAAGCUUGUGGAAUCAUCGUGGAUCUUAUUAAGGCAAAGAAAAUGGCUGGACGCGCUGUUCUUCUCGCUGGCCCGCCCGGUACAGGAAAAACGGCUCUCGCGAUGGGUAUCUCACAGGAACUCGGUAACAAAGUGCCGUUUUGUCCAAUGGUUGCCUCGGAAGUGUACUCUAAUGAAGUGAAAAAGACAGAAGUUCUCAUGGAAAACUUCCGCCGAGCCAUUGGUCUUCGUAUCAAAGAGAACAAGGAGGUUUAUGAGGGCGAAGUAACUGAAAUGACACCAGCGGAGACCGAAAACCCUAUUGGCGGCUAUGGGAAGACUAUUUCGCAUGUCGUCGUUGGCCUGCGCACCGCUAAAGGAACCAAACAACUUAAACUCGAUCCAGCAAUUUAUGAAGCGUUACAAAAAGAAAAAGUCGAAGUUGGUGAUGUUAUUUAUAUCGAAGCAAAUUCGGGUGCCGUAAAAAGACAGGGCCGUAGUGAUGUAUACGCGACAGAAUUCGAUCUUGAGGCCGAGGAAUAUGUGCCGUUGCCUAAGGGUGACGUGCACAAGAAAAAAGAAGUUAUCCAGGACGUAACGCUGCAUGACCUGGACGUGGCUAAUGCCCGACCACAAGGUGGUCAAGAUAUCUUGUCGAUGAUGGGACAACUGUUGAAGCCACGAAAGACGGAAAUUACUGACAAGUUACGCAAAGAAAUCAACAAAAGCGUCAAUAAAUAUUUAGAUCAGGGUGUUGCUGAGCUCGUACCAGGUGUACUUUUUAUCGACGAAGUUCAUAUGCUCGAUAUUGAAUGUUUCACGUUUCUUCAUCGCGCGCUCGAGUCGCUUAUUUCACCCAUAGUCGUACUCGCUACAAACCGAGGGCGAUGCAUCGUUCAAGGUACGGACUUGUUAGCGCCACACGGCAUCCCCCUCGAUUUGAUGGAUCGUCUGCUUUGCGUAAGACUGAUACCUUACAAUCAAGAAGAAAUUAGUCUCAUCCUUAAAUUGCGUUCGACAACCGAGCAGCUUUCGGUCGAGGACGAGGCUUUGAACGAAUUGGCAGAGAUUGGCAAGCGAGCUACUCUUCGUUACGCCAUCCAACUGAUGAAUCCAGCUGCACUUCUAGCUAAAGUCAACGGACGAACGGACAUAAAGAAAGCUGACGUCCUCGAAUGUGACCAACUAUUCAAAGACUCAAAAAGUUCGGCAAAACUGCUGCAAGAAGACGGUGGAAAAUUUCUUAAAUAAUUAGUUAGCGUCUCACGUGAUAGUAAUAACAUUCAGGCAGUUACGUGCACGUAUUUGCCAGCUUAGUAAUUGAACGCUGACAACAACUGCACAAAGAAUAACACGUGAAGACAAGCAGAACCGAUCAUGGGUAGAAAUCCUUCGACAUGUCUUGGACAGAACAUAUUAUGCUAAAAGUUUACAAACAGAGACCCAUUGAUUCAUUGCGAGUAUGUACAUUGCACCAGCAUAGUUACUGACUUAGGCGGAGGGACAAGGGAUGUAGUGUGAGUUAUGCCUAAUUGCGUCGACUGAGAAAAAAUCGAGGCAGACAGGUUGAAACUGAACAAGGGUACGUGAAACAAGCUAUGUAUAGUAAUGAAUUUGUUAUUCUGUACUACUGACAUCAUUAUUUUUUCAAUAAAUUCGUUAUCAUUAUGCGUAAUAACGACA
Messenger RNA from Varroa destructor (honeybee mite), 1970 nucleotides. It is a transcript of the gene pont, whose product is annotated as RuvB-like helicase pontin. Gene Ontology annotation, molecular function: ATP-dependent activity, acting on DNA; ATP binding; ATP hydrolysis activity. NCBI's taxonomy places the organism in Eukaryota, Metazoa, Arthropoda, Arachnida, Mesostigmata, Varroidae. The record is from RefSeq and is a predicted model, not a curated record.